AUGGAUAGGAAACUCCGAGUAGUGAAUAGUGAGCUAUAUCGCAAGGGAUUGGUUAUAACGGUUGUGUUAAUUCGUCGUGGGAUUAUAUUGAUAAGAUUAUUCAUUACUACUAAGAAAAUUAAUAGGAAGAAAGAAACCUUGCAAAGGGACAUGGAAGCAUCCUUUGAGAACUUAACUAUGCAACUUGGUCUAGUAUCUAGCCAAUUAGCAUUAAAAUUGAGCUCUAGUGGGGAGUUCGAUGGGAAAGUUUUAGAUAUUCCCGAAGAUAAGGAAAUUGAAAGAGAAUUCCAACAGGAAUGUGAGGUCGUCGAUGAAGGAAGAAUUGAAAAAAAGAAAGAAGAAGAAAAGUGCACACCAUUUGAUAAAGAAAUAGAAGCAAGAAUAAAAGAAGUGAAUGUGAAAAUUAUAUGUGGGAAAAGAACAAGAAUGGAAUGGGUCCAAAGUGAAGUCACUCCUCUCGAGCAUCAUCAUCAAUCAGAUAAGGGCAGAGUGGACCAAACAAAACCAACACUUGAACAACACCAUGCAAGACAUUUACAAAAUUGUAAUUUUAGCAGUGAACAGAUGAACCAUAAACAUCAUCAAAACAAAGAUUGGACAAAGGAAGGGAUUGGCCAUGUCAAGAUAAGAUGCAAGGGAAGAGAUUCUGUACCUGAUGAUGAAUCUGUACAAAAGCUUUGCAAUGAGGUUCUGAACUUUUGCUCCCAGAGGCCAAACACAAAGAAAUUUGAUUUCAAGAUAAUAACCAUUGAAUUUGAUGGCAAACGCAUUAAGUUGCAAACCUGGGAUACAGCUGGCCAAGAGAGAUUCAGAACUAUUACUACAGCUUAUUACCGUGGAGCCAUGGAUAUCUUGCUGGUUUAUGAUGUUACUGAUAAAGCAUCUUUCAAUAAUAUUAGGAAUUGGAUUCGCAAUAUUGAACAACAUGCUUCUGACAAUGUAAACAAGAUACUUGUGGGAAACAAGGCUGAUAUGGAUGAAAGUAAAAGGGUCGUACCUACCUCCAAAGGUCAAGCUCUUGCUGAUGAGUAUGGUAUCAAGUUCUUCGAAACCAGUGCAAAAACAAACAUGAACGUGGAGGAGGUUUUCUUUCCAAUAGCAAGAGACAUCAAGCAAAGGCUUGCAGACACAGAUUCAGGAUCCGAACCACCGGCAGCCUUUCCAAAUGCAACAAUAGGAUUGCAAUGCGCCCCUUGA
Molecule: messenger RNA, 1197 nt
Organism: Lathyrus oleraceus (garden pea)
Lineage: Eukaryota; Viridiplantae; Streptophyta; Magnoliopsida; Fabales; Fabaceae
Exons: 7
Coding region: 1-1197 (398 amino acids)
Molecular function (GO): GTP binding; GTPase activity
Source: RefSeq, a predicted model, not a curated record